UGGUAUUUGUAUCGUCUCGGGUCCAUUUGGCGGAUCGCAUCAGUAUUCCCUACGAGUGUGGAGCGUUCCCAGUCACGUCAGAUUGCUAGUUACUGAACGUAGUCUCUGCCCAAGGUUAGGUUCAUUCUAAAAAAAAAAAAGACCUUGGAAACUCUUCGCGAGCGGCUAUUGCAGAUAUAAAAAAUAAAUAAAUAAAAAUCGAUACACCGCCUACGUGCAUGGCCAUCGGGUAUACUUGAUUCAAAUGUGCUCGAGUACUGCUUUUAGAUGACAGGCUAAUAAAGAGAGGAGCUCGCAUUGUCAAUAACCCUAGUGUCUGUAUUCCGCAGUAAUACACGGGAACUCGUAACCGCGAGCAGGCUGGUGCGGCGCUGAAUGUGAUUCGCAUUGUGCGUGAGAUGCAGCGCGGUGUGGAGAACGCGCACCCUUCACUCCCGCGCUGACGACUGCGUGGCAGACAGACUGCAGAGGAGAGGCAACGCCGAGCGAUUCGCUCACUGUUGCCUCGAACAACCAGAACAACAAUAAAAGGUGUACAGCCGUUAACAAACCGAGUAUCCAUCGCCGUAGGUUUUAUUUGUGGAUGUGUAUGCAUGUGUUCUGCACCAGAUGGGAGAAAAAACCGUCCCAGAUCCACCGGGAGCAUAUUUCAAAUUAGCAAGACGCCUUACGGGGACCCAGAACGCAGGAAAAGCACCGAGAGCGCCCGAAAAGCCGUGCGCGCGGUGGAGGACUGCAGGAUGACGGUCCAGGAGUUCAACACACUUGUGGCGCUGUAUCGCGAAUUGGUCAUUUCCAUCGGAGAGAUAUCGAUCGACUGUCCCUCUCUGCGGGCGGAAAUGCACGAGACUAGAACCAAAGGCUGCGAGAUGGCUCGCACCGCACAUCAACAUCUUUCUGUAAUUUACGGCCCAGAAGACGGGGAGAUCCCUCCAGAGAUAUGCAGGCUCUUCAUCCAGCUGCAGUGCUGCCUGGAGAUGUACAUCUCUGAGAUGCUCAAAUCCGUCUGCCUCCUGGGAUCCCUGCAGCUGCAAAGGAAAGGGAGGUCUGACACCGAGCCCAUUGUGGACUGCAGGAUAGAUGAGAGCUCAGAUGUACCCAUUCUAGAGGACAGAUGGUCACCCCCUAUGGACUGCCUGCACUAUUCCUGGCUGAUGUACACAGACAUGGAGAGCACUGAGAGGGAUGUGCGGGAGAUGAAAAACUUGCUGAGCAAACUGCGAGAGACUCUGCCAUUACCCCUGAAGAACCAAGAUGACAGCAGCCUUCUGAACCUCACUCCCUACCCCGUGGCCAGACAGAGGAAGAGGUGUCUCUUUGGUUCCUGCUGUUUGGUUUCCAGCUGAGAGCAUGACCCCCAACCCUUGACCUCUGCCCCGGAUGCUGUAACUGAGUGUCUAUUUAAUGAGGUCUUUGAGCGCUUGUGUCUCUCUCAAAGCUUACUGCCAUUGGCCAGACAGCUCAUUCUUUUAAUGAAAAAGCUGCUCAUUUUAUAACUUUAUUUUCUGAUACAAAUAUAAUUCUUUUUUUUUAAACGGUAAUUAAAUAUGUAUAUAAUUACUAUAAUUUUGACUGAAGUAUUAUUUUGACUGAAGUAUAUUUUUUCUCAUUCAUUUUUGUACCGGAGGUAAUUUAAGGCUUGUUCAUUUGCCUCCACACAGUAAAAUGUCCAGUGUUCAUUUAACUCUUAACAGAUAACAUUUGGUCCCACAUUCCAGAGUGGAAGCAAAUGUUAUUUGUUAAGAGCCAAAUUAACAAAGUUAGAGCUGAAUUAACACUGGACAUUUUUACUGUGCAGGAAAGACCGUUAUAUCACACAGAUUACAGAUAUCGCACGGAUGCCGCUUCUUCCUUAUGAACGUGAUAACGUGCUCGCUUUCUCAGUUGUAUCAUUUCUCUGAUUCUGAAUUUUGUGAUUUGCGUUUCCGUGCUCAAAGGCGUCCCCGCCGCACGCUGCAUACAUUGCGUUGAGAAUCCCUCGUGAUAACUCCUCAAGGCAUCAACAAACCGAAUGCAUCAACCACUGCUCAUGCUGUCAAAAUACCCGCGGAACCCCCGUUACUGUACGUUACUGAACACCCAAAAGGCUCUGAAAUGCUACAACUGGAGUUUCAGAUGAAAUAAAUGGCGUCAACCGUGCA
Anguilla rostrata (American eel) is the source of this 2141-nucleotide messenger RNA. Its product is annotated as regulator of G-protein signaling 7-binding protein A-like. Gene Ontology annotation, cellular component: neuron projection; nucleus; postsynapse. Gene Ontology annotation, biological process: G protein-coupled receptor signaling pathway. The transcript is spliced from 6 exons. The coding region runs from base 594 to 1346 and encodes 250 amino acids. NCBI's taxonomy places the organism in Eukaryota, Metazoa, Chordata, Actinopteri, Anguilliformes, Anguillidae. The record is from RefSeq and is a predicted model, not a curated record.